Panonychus citri (citrus red mite) is the source of this 1053-nucleotide messenger RNA. RefSeq lists its product as uncharacterized. The coding region runs from base 305 to 679 and encodes 124 amino acids. The record is from RefSeq and is a predicted model, not a curated record. The transcript has 2 exons. NCBI's taxonomy places the organism in Eukaryota, Metazoa, Arthropoda, Arachnida, Trombidiformes, Tetranychidae.
AAUACCGAGUGUUCUAUGAUGUUAUUAUAUAUGGGUUAACUUCUGGCACACUUCAGAAAACCUUCAUAAGAUGUGUUAUUAAAUAUUAUAAUGGAAUUUUCUAUACAAGUACACUUCUAGCACAUGUGGCGCCAUCUGGUAAUUUCCUGAUCAACAAUUUUGGCUUUUUUAAGCUAAUUUUUUUUCGAUAACUAAUAAUCACUGUCUACUUUUUAUAACCAAUAGAAUUUUUGACUCCGCCCUUCAUGUCUAAAAUUUCCAUAAUACAUCUCCAAACUCUCAUUUCAGUUUCAGACUUCAUAAGAUGUGUAUCUCUUCUGGCGAUCAGUUUUCAAGUGUUUAUUCUGUGAUGGCGAGAACAAGACCUCAAUAUGAAAGAUUAAUUCAAACCUAUGAGUCCUCACUGGAUUACUUUACAAACAGAGCUCGUCCAUAUGUUACCAGAUUAAGACAAUUUGAGUUUGACCUUAGUGAUUGGUACAUUCCAUUCAUUCGAGAGGAUUUAGAAGCCUCACUCAGAAUAGUUCGUGAAAGAAUAAUGCCUGAUUUUGAUGACCCUGCAUAUGAGUACGCUGUCGAGUUGAGAAGAAUCGAUAUAUUCAGGACUCAAUUAUUACAUCAUUUACGUGUAUUACAAAGAAAUCCAUUAUAUAUUCCAGAUUUCAUUCAAGGUCCAUAAUCUGUAUAAGCCCUGUAUCAAUAUCAAAUACACUAAAUACACUAAAUACACUAUAUAUGACUCAUCAAUAAAAAUGAAAUUUUAAAAUUCAAAAAAAAAAUGUGUCCCGCUCUUUUCUCACAUAUAAAUACCCCUGAUUCAGUUUCCCUUUAUUCAUUUCUACUUCAAACUUCAAUGUGUCUACUUGUCCUCUUAAUCUUCCUAGUUAUUCUUGUUAUUAUCGUGUACUUUUUAAAUAUCUAUUACCAUGUCUAUAUGCCCCCAGAAUUACGAGUCGCUUAAAUAUGAAAUAAAAUUAAUGGUGAGUCUCUGGAAUCUUAACGGAAAAAUCAAUAUUACUGUUGAUAAUUCAAAACGUAAAAAAGCUUAUAACG